CCAUCUUGGUCUGACCCCAUUCACCCACGUCGCAUAUUUUCUCUGCAUGGCUACACUUCAAUUCCUUUUGGACCAUAUUCUCAAACCCUUCGCCACUUACACCCUCACAUUUGACAGGGUUUUUGAAGGGGCAUUGGGCAUUUCCAGAGGUACAUUUAUGACCCUGGGGAUAGUUUGACCCCUCUUCUGUACCUUAAACGUGAAAAACACCCAUGGAAACUGGAUUAAACUCCAUUUUAGCCUUUGGAAAUAGAUGACAUGAGAGGGGGAAGCGUCUGAGAAUACCGACCUUUGUUCCUUCCACGGCUCCUCGACGCUCUAGAUUUGCAUGCCGGACCCGUGUGUUUCCUUCUGGAGGUGGCGGGGUGACGAGGCAGGGACGGGAGGCACACGGGUAGGCUGGGGUGACUGGGGUGAGUGGUGGGGACGUGGGCAGGUUGAUGUAAGGGGUGAUGCCGGGGUGAGGGUGAAGCGAGGGGGUGGUGUCGUUGGGGCCGGUCAGCUGGCAGUGCAUACAUAAGUGAGGGUCCCGCGUGUCCUCCCUCACUCAGUGCUCAGCGAGGCGUCAGGAUAAAGAGCAGCCAUCCAGACACCACUCGAAGGCCGCACUUGCUCUCCCUGUGUGUUUGUGUGGGUCCGUGUGUGUGGUGGUGUUUCCUGACUUCGUAUCAUCUGUGUCCUACGAAGAGACAUGUCGGGCAGGUCAGCGGUGGCAAUGGCCGUGGUGGUGCUGGUGCUGGUGGCCGGGGUGAGGGGGGGAACACGUCUAGGGGACUGUACCCACAACCUCCAUUGCGGCCCCGAAUCCUGCUGCCUCGUGGGUUUCAUGAGGUACAGCAUCCCGACCUGCUUGGCGCUCGGGGAUGUCGGGUCGUUCUGCAACCCCGCCGAGCCCUCCUCCCGCACCCUGCACUACCCCAACGACAUCCAGGUGGUGCUCGAGGAGGCUUACUUCGGCAUGUGCCCCUGCCGCUCUGGCCUCGAGUGUGUCAAUAGGGUGUGCCGUGAGCCGGAGCCUGCCACGGACGCUACUCCCUCCAUCGAGGCCAACAGCCUCAACUCUGAGAACGACUAUUGACUGGAGAACCGAACUGGACCCAAAUGGACCCAGACAACCCUCAGGUUCCCCGUUAUUUAUUAGGACAAACUGUAAACUAUUCCCUUCGCAGUGUAGUUCCUGUUUCUUCUUAUCUCUGAGUAGUUCACGAGUUAGGUCCAUGGCGCCCGGUAUCUGCAAGCUUCUAAUAGGAAUCCAUCUUAGCUGUGCAGUUGUAUGUUUAGUUUGUUGGUCAGCUUAUCACGUUAAUAUAUCCAGCUUCUUAUAAGACGAGGUUGUAGUCGUUAGCUGGGCAGUUGGCUGAUUACUUUGUUGGUCAGCUCACCACAUUACUAUAUCAAGCUUCUUAAUAAUCGUUUUAAUCGUGGGUUGAGUGACCGUCUGUUUGGUGUGUUGGCGCGGCGAGGUGAGGUGGGCGUGGCAGGAGCUUGGGAGGGCAAUGCUUCCCGAGAAAUCCUGCCGUGUUGAUUUUAGUGACCCGUCCUAUUUGAUCAACUGUACGUGUGUGUGUGUGUGUGUGUGUGUGUGUGUGUGUGUGUGUGUGUGUGUGUGUGUGUGUGUGUGUGUGUGUGUGUGUGUGUGUUAACUUAGUAUUCCGUCUUUUUUAUCUAUUCUUCUUAGUUGAUGAAUUUUACUUUUUCUUCCAGUCUAUCUGUCUGUUUACCUAUCUAUCUGUCUAUCCAUAUUUUUUUUGUCUCCUUAAAGUGAUACUCUAAUUGUUUGUUUCUUUGUUUAUUUAUCUAUUUAUAUGUUUGUUUGUUUCAUUUUUUUUCGUCAUUUUUUUUUAAAGGUUUUCGAUUUUGUUUUGUUGCUUAUCACAAUCUCUGUAGUUUGUUUGUUUUUUACUUAUUAAUAUCAUCACCGAAUGCCACUGUUUGUUUUUGUGUUUGUCUGUGUUUGAUAUCACUUUCUCUCCUCAGUAUAAGGUAGUAUUCUAUUUCUGUUGUUUAUUGCAUUAACUUUCCUUCCUUACCAUUAUUGUUGAAUGCAUUAGCUUUCUGUUGUGCCUUGUGUUGAUUUGAUGUAAUAUGUCUUUGCGUUGUAGUAUAGUAGUUGUUGUUAUUGAUGGGUAAGGGUGAGCAUAAGUCUGUCUUACCCCGAAUUUCCCUUUUAUUAAUUAAGAGGGAAGAAACGUAUUAUUACCAAACCCUUGUCACAUGAGGAACAGUUAUUUUAUUAUUACUUAUCUUAUUUGUUUUUAUUUUUACUCUUUCUUAUUUUUGCACAUUCUGUUUUUAUCUUUUAUUUACCUCAUGUGACUCUGGUUUGAAUUUCUCGUGUGUGUGUGUGUGUGUGUGUGUGUGUGUGUGUGUGUGUGUGUGUGUGUGUGCGCAAGACAAGCAUAUGAUUAAUUAUAUACCAAAGACGGUGCCCUGAGGAGAAUAAGUCAACAUGUUAGGUACUAUAUGUGUAUUUUUUUAAUUAUAUACCUGUUGUAAAAUAAAAUAUAGACCAUGUAAUAUUUUCCCA
This is a messenger RNA of Eriocheir sinensis (Chinese mitten crab), 2527 nucleotides long. Its product is annotated as astakine-like. NCBI's taxonomy places the organism in Eukaryota, Metazoa, Arthropoda, Malacostraca, Decapoda, Varunidae. Bases 692 to 1078 code for a protein of 128 amino acids. The record is from RefSeq and is a predicted model, not a curated record. The transcript is spliced from 4 exons.